ACAUUAACUCUACUAAACAUUACUACUGGGAAAUGGCAUUUGAGUUCAUAUCUACUCAGCAGAAUACAAUUUCUAACUAAUGAUGAUGAUAUUCAGUGUUCACCUGCUGCUGCUGCUGCUGCUGCUGCCUCAACUAGUAUAUUCACAAGCUCAGGGAUGGGUAAACUCUACUGAUCAUCCACUGGCAUAUCCCAAUAGCAGCAAAAUGAACUGGACUCGCUGUGCUUCUCCAGGAUUUACUGUAUCUCUAAACCUCAUUCACCUGGACCUGGAGAACAGUACAAACUGUGAACAUGAUGCUCUCAUGAUAUUCAGUGGCAAUGAGCUGAUCAAGUCUUUGUGUGGCACCCUGUCCUUUAUGGAGAUGCAGUCUUCUAUUAAUCCUAAACUUCACUCUGCUCCUGGAGGUUGUUUAUCCAUUUAUUUUUAUUCAGAUGACUCAUUUCCACAGGUUCAUACUGGAUUUAAUGCCUUUCACCAAAUACAAGACAUUGAUGAAUGUGAAAGCCAGAGUAAUCCAUGCAGCCACCUCUGCAGCAACUUCAUUGGAGGAUUUCGCUGCAGAUGUCCACAUGGAUAUCUUCUUAACCACAACAACCACACCUGUGAUGUAAUGAAAUGUGGGCAACCAAAACGCUUGGUGAACGGACAUGUGAAAUUUGUUAAAGGCUCUAAAAAUGAAUACCUGUCCAUCAUUCAGUACCACUGCAAUGAACCAUUUUACAUUUCCAAGGAAAAACAGAAUGGAAACUAUACAUGUAGUGCUAGCCAAAAAUGGAGGUCAACUGGCAACAAUAUCCUUCCUUCGUGUCAUUAUGUAUGUGGUCAACAAAGGUUUGGUUUUGGCAGAAUAUGGGGAGGAAAAGAGGCACCCUCUGGUUCAUUUCCCUGGCAGGUUCACCUUCUUAAUGAUAUAAAUAGGGGAGGAGGAUUUAUUAUUGGAGAAAAAUGGUUAAUGACUGCAGCGCACAAUAUGGUCAACUACGGUACUACAUUUCGUACACCAAAGGAAGAAAUUAAGGUAUAUGCUGGGCAUAAUAAUUUAGACCAACUGGGAAGUUUUAUCGCCCUUAAUAUUUCAUCCGUUUAUGUGCAUGCAAACUACACUACAGAUUAUGACAACGAUAUUGCCCUAAUUAAACUCACAUCACCCAUCACAUUCAAUAUGAAAAUCAGACCAGUUUGUCUACCACCAAAACAUGUUGAUCUGAGCAAUCGUGAAGGGUCGGUGUCUGGUUAUGGAGUAACUGAACGUUAUGAUGUUUCCAAAAAUUUAUUGUAUGUUGAUCUUCAUACUGUAACGCAAAUCCAAUGCAGAAGUUCCUUUAAUGAUUUAAGAAAAAAAUCUUCAGACAUUCCUCAUGUUACAGACAAUAUGUUUUGUGCUGGAGCUGUGGGGGGUGGAAAGGACUCAUGCACUGGUGACAGUGGGUCAGCAUUUGUUGUACAUGAAAAUGGUGUAUAUUGUGCAGCAGGUAUUGUUAGCUGGGGUCCGAAAUACUGUGGCAGAAAUGGCACAUAUGGAGUGUAUACCUAUGUACCACGUUAUCUUGACUGGAUAAACAAGAUUAUGACUCUUAUUUACUCAUUACUCAUUUAUCCAUUACUUAUUAGCUUGUUUUUAAAGACUGCAAUAAUGGACUUCAAUGUGAAACUAAUAUGGAUUUUUCUAAUCUUCAUGAACAUGCAAAAAUUACGUUUUGUAUUCACGUCAGUUAUGUAUGGUGAGGUACACUCUCCUAAUUACCCUGAACAUUAUUUGGCUCCUCUUGAUGAACACUGGGAUCUGGAGGUGCCUCCUGGAUAUCAUAUUCAACUCAAUUUCAACUAUCUCAAAAUCAAGCCAUCACAAGACUGCAGGAAUGAUUCUCUCACGAUAACAUAUAACAAGACAGAAAUGAAGUACUGUGGUGACGAGGAUUUAGAGAACCAACAUCAUCCAGGAAACCUUCCCAUCAAUAUACCUGACACUAAAUUAAAGCUCUCACUUCUUACAAAUGAAGUGAACCAUGGGCCUAUGCUACCUAUUGGCUUCUCUGCAUUUUACCAUGCUAAAGAUGUAAAUGAGUGUAAAAAAGAUGCUCCUUGCACUCAAAUCUGCAUCAACACCAUGGGUUCAUUCAUUUGUGCUUGUCAUUAUGGCUUCAAGUUGGAUGCUGAUCAACGCACAUGUCUUCGGGUACAGUGCGAGUCUCCAAAAAAUACAAACAGCAGAAUUAUACCAGUACGUCCCACAUACUACUACAGAGAUGUGAUCACUGCGCAGUGUGACAUAGGCUACAAAAUCAUUAUAAAAGGGGAAGAGUUCAGUAAUUACACAUUUGACUGCCAGAUUAAUGGCCAAUGGAGUUUACCUGUUCAGUGCCAAAUUGUACAUUGUAAAAGCCCACCACCCUUAUUAAAUGGAGAAGUGAAAUUAAUAUCUGGAGCUAACAAUCAAUAUCGAUCUGUUAUGAAGUGGCAAUGCAACAGGCCAUACAUUGUUCCUGACACAUACAAAGCAACCUACACCUGCAAUGCAGAUAAGAAAUGGAAAGAUGACCAAAACAAUGUCAUGCCUGUGUCUCCGAAAUGUGUCUUGGAGUGUGGGCACCCAGUGGUCGGCCUGGAACGUCAAAAGAGGGUAAUAGGUGGCCAUCGUGCUCCACAGGGAGCAUUUCCCUGGCAUGCCUAUAUAAACCACAAUCAUGGUGGAGGUGCUGUCAUAGCAAAGAAAUGGAUCUUGACUUCAGCAAGUGUUCUAAUGAUCAAAAACAAGAUUAUUGACCACAAGUUAAUGAAGAUAUAUGUUGCAGUCAGAAAUAUACAAAACUCUCAAUUCUUACCUUUAGAAAUCAAAUCUUUACACAUCCACCCCUUGUAUGAUAACGCAGAUGGUAAACACUAUGACAAUGAUGUUGCACUGAUUGAACUGGAGAAGCCCAUUUUGUACAAUGCUGAUGUUAUGCCAUUGUGUUUGCCUCCACAAGGAGCUGAAUUUACACCUGGUCUUACUGGGUGGGUUUCUGGAUUUGGUGAGACAGCCAAAAUGAAAUUAUCCAGGUAUCUCAGGUAUACAUCCCUUCCUCUUGUGGACAACCAGACAUGCCAAAAUUUCAUUGACAAUUUUAAGAUCCCAGUGGCAUUGACAGACAACAUGUUUUGUGCUGGUGUACCUGAAGGUGGAAAAGAUGCAUGUAAUGGAGAUGGUGGAGGGCCACUUGUUACAAAAAAGAAUGGUGUGUUCUGGGCGACAGGUAUUGUUAGUUGGGGCAGUGAAUGUGGCAAACCAGGCAAAUAUGGAGUGUACACUCUGGUGUCAAAAUAUAUAAACUGGAUAAAUAACACCAUGAGUGAAAACUAAAGGCAGUGUAUUUUUACAACUUUAAUGUUUAGAUUAGUCUCUGGAGAGCUCUGCCCUUUGACCAUUAGAUAAUUAAAUUUAACCAUGUGUGUCUUCCAUAAUCAAAUUAAAUUCAGCAGAGUUGUAAAUCUUUUUGCUUGCCAAGCUCAUAAACUAGAUACCAAUUAACUAAGUAACAAACUAUUGUAUGUACAUGACUAUCAACAUGUAGACAUAGGAUCAGAGCUCUAAUAAAAUGUCAAAGAUCAUGUUUGAAUUCUAAGAUCUGCAUAUGUCUCUGUAAACUAAUAAAUGUGUGAGUGAUGACCAGUGCACCAGUUUUGCAAUUUAAACAUCUUUAAACUGGAUUCUGUUUUAGUUUAUUAUUAAGAAAUAGUGAUAAAGUAAUGGGAUGUUACAUAAUGUACAUUUUAUUUAGUAAAAAAAAAUUAUAAGGCAACCAAAAAGAAUGUAUGGAUACAAAAUAAAUUAUCCUUGACUGGUGCUUUUUAUCUUAA
Silurus meridionalis is the source of this 3840-nucleotide messenger RNA. RefSeq names its product mannan-binding lectin serine protease 2-like. Bases 80 to 3343 code for a protein of 1087 amino acids. The transcript is spliced from 20 exons. Gene Ontology annotation, molecular function: serine-type endopeptidase activity; calcium ion binding. Gene Ontology annotation, biological process: proteolysis. The record is from RefSeq and is a predicted model, not a curated record. NCBI's taxonomy places the organism in Eukaryota, Metazoa, Chordata, Actinopteri, Siluriformes, Siluridae.